Molecule: messenger RNA, 690 nt
Organism: Hydatigera taeniaeformis
Lineage: Eukaryota; Metazoa; Platyhelminthes; Cestoda; Cyclophyllidea; Taeniidae
Source: the annotation of a GenBank genome assembly
AUGGUACGCGAUCUCAUCAAGAUCAAAGGCAUGCACAAAUCGGAAAAGAUAAUAAUUCCUCUCCUUCUCUUUCUACUGCUCCCUCUUGCUGAGGUGCCCUCUUGGGGUUUCCCAAAGCCAAAAGCCCCCAAAAUCACGCAGAGCACAUGGCAACGUUUCCUCUCCCUUGCUGACAGCAUUCUGCGUAUCAAUGAGACAAUUCAGGUGUUGCCCGAUCCUCAUUUUCUCUCCCUCAAGCUCGAGUCAAUUAAUCCGGUGGAUUUACAGAAGUGCCGUUACUGGGCGGCCUUCAAUCCCAACUGUCCUGCCAAAGGAAGCAUCCACUUUGAAUGCGCCUUCACAUCGCGCAUGUUUGAUGCCCAACUGCUUCAACACCGACCACUGGAAUGGGGCAAUUUCCGUGUGAGUGCGGAAAACAAAGGGAUGAUUCGUUACCACCAACUUCAAGGCUUCUUGAAAGGAGCUAUGGUGGAAUGCUGUGAAUCCACUUGGCGCAAGGAGCCAAUUGUAUUUCCCUACCUCUUCAAGGUUCACAUUGAACGCGUGGCUCGAUGCAGUUUGACUCAGAGCUCCAAGCUUCAAAUGCCCGAGGUGAAGAAUGAUGAGGAGGUGCGUGAUCUUCUGCGCAAUUUCCUCAACUCCUACUUCCGAAUAUACCUUUCAGAGUACUUCUACUCACCGCCCUGUUAA